AUCGCGAAGGGAAUGGAGAAUGGCUUCUCAUUACAGUAAUAAACUACUGUUGUAGGCCUUUUUUUUGUAGUUAUCAUAUCAUAACCGUAAUAUAGAUGGAUCGGCAACUGAUAGGCUAUUAAAUGAUUAUAUCUGGUCCAUACUGUGAUUAUGUUUUAGUUAUGUAAUCCUAAUGCAGCCUUGUUUUAGACUGAUGUAUAAUCUAGCCAAUCAUAAGGAGUCAGUUUCACUCUCAGAAGCUGUCAUUGGGGCAGUUCAAAGGGUUCAUUAUUAAGGAACAUAUUAGUAACUUAGUGUACGUAUUUGAACCUAACAGGUACAAAAGUGUACCUUUUGCAAAGACACCAUCCCACUGACAGCUUUUGUACUUUUAUUUCUGAGAGUGUUGGAGAUAUAUGAGAUAUAUGUGGCCAACAAGUGUCAGAAAUCAAAUGCCUGGAGUCUGGAACUCAUCUGUAAGGGCAUUUUCUUUUAUGUUUUUUUAUUCAUUUGGCUUUGAACCUAAUUGACAGUGGUGUUGAUAAGUAUUUUGGAAUGUAGAAUUUGUUUCGGGUUUUAUAGCUAUUUACUUAUUAUAUUUUAGAAUGUAUCACAUAUAUGUAUCACAUUAUUUAUAAGAGCAUUUCUAAAUAAUUGAAAUUGCAAUAGAAAAGCCCAGUAAAAUAUGUUAUAUUAUGUACCUAAUACUAUCUCAUGUGCUUAUUGACUAUACAAUAAUAAUAAUAUUAAUAAUAAUAAUAAUAAUAAAACAAAUAAAGAUUAAGCCUAUAAAAUCAGACCAAUAUCAUAUGUAAAUGAUGCACAAGAUCAUCAUAAAUAUAUAGCUCAAAUGUGAAAUGUUUGACUGGUAAUUGGUAUAAUAUACAAAAAGAAAAAGAAAAAAAUACAAAGUGUAGGAUUUACUGUGAAAUACGUUUAAAUAUAUUUACAGAAAUUUCUAGAAAAUGUUUCAAAUAAUUAAAAACAUAUUGUAUUUAACAUGAAACUGUAAAUUAGAAAUAGUAUUUAAUUAAAGCUCUCUGCAAAAGCAGAUUUUAAUGGCUGUAAUUCAAAAAACAAAAACAAAACAAAAAAAUUAUAACGCAAAUUAAUUUUCAACUUAAACGGGGUGGUAAAUUUUAUAAUAUCAGUUAAGCCCAAACUACAGACAUUUUAUCUAGCUAUCAUCACAAUACUUUUUAAAUAAAUGAAUUCCUGUUAUAAUUCCAAUUAGCGCAACUGAAACCGUACAAUAUGAUAUGUGAGAAUUACGCGAUUACCAUCGUAAACAGUUAGAAUGCUGGUUUUUCAUUACAGUGUAAUGAGAUUUGCAUGUGUACGUCACAACGCAUAUAUACAGUCAUACACAGCACAUAUGAAUAUGACUGGGAAGAAACCACGCCUACUAUUCACAUCAGACCGCGAGAGCGCACUAAAAGUUGUGCACCAACUUCCCUCGGCUCUUGACACCAUCCACUUGACUUCUAGUUUUACUAGUUCAGCGUGCUCAGACCCCUCCUUCUCUCCUGAUGCGUGUCAAGACAGACUGAGCUCCAUGAAACCAGCGGAGUGAGAACACCUGUGAACCCACGAUCUUUCCUCUUACCUGCGAGAGACGAGGACAUGUCCGCGAGCCUUCCCGAAGAGGACCUCUCCUGCCCCGUGUGCUGCGAGAUCUUCCAGGAUCCGGUGCUCUUGCCGUGCAGCCACAGCUUCUGCAGGAGCUGUCUGGAGCACUCCUGGGAGAGCGCGCUCAUCCGCAGCUGCCCCGUCUGCAGGAGGAGAGCCUCCAAGAAAAGCCCUCUUUCAAACCGGGCCCUCAAAAACCUGUGCGAAGCGUUUCUGCUGGGCAGGGGCCAGGGCAGCGCCGCUGGGUCGAACCUCCUGUGCUGGAGGCACGGAGAAAAGCUCAAGCUCUUCUGUCUGGUGGAUCGGGAACCCAUCUGCGUGGUGUGCCAAGCCUCAAAAAUGCACAAAGGUCACGACUGCUCUCCCACGGAAGAGGCGGCUCUGGACUGCAAGGAUAAAAUGACUGCCGCCAUGAAGGUACUGCAGCGUAAGCUGGAGAUAUUCAAUAAUGCAAGACUGUCUUCAGCUAUUACUCUGGAGCACAUUAAGAAUCAGGCCAUGCGCGUUGAGAGACAAAUGAAGGACGAGUUUCUCAAGCUCCAUCGGUUUCUUGAUGAGGAGGAAGAGCGCAGGUUAUCAGCACUGAAGGAGGAGGAAGAGCACAGGGUUACGGCUGUGAAGAACAGAGAUGAUGAUAACACUCGGAGGACAGCGUCUCUUACAGACAUGAUCAGGACGAUGGAGCAAACCGUGAACGCUGAAGAUUUAACAUUGCUGCAGAACUUCAGAGCCAUCAUAGACGGAACAUGGACUACCUUUCAGGACCCAGAAGGCCUGUCCGGAUCUUUGUUGAAUGAAUCUAAGCAUCUUGGGAAUCUAAAGUACAAGGUUUGGGAGAAGAUGCAAACAGUCGCACCUUACAGUCCAGUAAUUCUGGACUCAAACACAGCCCACCCUUGCUUGACGCUGUCGGACGACCUGACCAGUCUCCGCUACAGCAAUGUAACCCCAAACCAAGGUCUCCCCAGUAACCCCGAGCGCUUCCACAUCAGCGCAGAGGUGCUGGGCUGCACUGCCUUUAACUCUGCAAGCCACGGCUGGGAGAUCGAGGUCGGCGACAACGACGACUGGAUCCUGGGCCUGGCCAGUGAGCGCGUGACGCGAGAUCAGGAAAUACCUGCCAGACCAGAAAACGGCUUCUGGACCAUCUCUCUACGAGACGGCCAGUACAGGGCUAUGGAGUCGCCCCCAGUUGCUAUAAAAGUGAAGGAGAAACUGCAGAGGGUCUUGGUCCAGCUGGACUGGGACAGAGGGGAGGUGAUUUUUUCCAACCCGUCACGUCAAGAAAUUGUAUACACCUUCAAACAUGUCUUUACGGAGAAGUUACUGCCAUACUUUUACACGCAAAGUAAUCAUCCUUUGCGUAUCCUCUCCAAGCCGGUGUCGGUGUCUACAUGAAAGCGUCCCGUAAUAGGAAAAAUACAAAGUGUGGAAAAUGUAUCAUAUACACAUGCUUAAAGCGGUUUAAAGUUCAUCACACAGUUCAUUGUGCAAAGCGCCCCGAAGCAGUUAUUAUAAUGUGCCCGAGCAAGCAUAUCCUCACUGCUAAUAAAACAUUCACACAACUGCAGUUUCUCAAUGUCUGUUAAGUAAUGGCAUUAUUGUACAAUGCAUGCACGCAGUAUGAAAAAAAAAUUAUAAACUGUAAACGCCACGACAGCUUGACAAUUUUUUUUCUCGUGAAUAAACACCCACCUUUUAAAGCAAACAUAUGUGGGUUUGUUUAUUUACUUUUCUUAUCUUUACUUUGAAACAUCUAUAUCAAAAAUCAUUCGGAUGCUACGCCGACUUAAAAUAAAACCAAUGGCUUCCUCUUUUUUCCCCUCGCCGCUGCCAAACGCUCGUUCUGAGAGCGGGUACGAAAUUUUGAGAAAAAGGCAGGAUCUCUGUUGGAAAAAAAACCUGCAUAUGCUGGUUAGGUAGGUUUUUUUUUCCAAUAGCGAAUACAGCAUCUUGAUUCCAAUCACUUAACUGUAGGGGGCUCCAAAAAUACAUAAAACUGCACAGUUGCCAUUCUCUCAGAGCAGAGAAUGAUCGUUUGAUACUGAUACAAUGCUCUGAUGCAUUACUGAGAAUGUAUCUUAUCGCUCUGAUUGGUUGAUGUUGCGUGAUUAAUGCAAUCCAGAUCUUAACUCACCUGGUAGAGGAUUGGGGUCAAUUGUAAGCUUCGCUUGACCCCAGUGAUAACUCUUGAACAAACACAAACCUGAGACUGCUCUCGUGGUAAAUCAGAGCCGACGUCGCUUUAUGGGAUCCCAUUUUAACUUAAACGCGAAAAAAUGUUUGAAAAUGAAAAAACAACAAAUAUGUGAACAUUUGAUUAAAUAUUUAUUUUUGUGGUACUUUACAAAAAGCAACAUUCUAUAAAGCGCUUCACUUAUUUUUGCUGUUACACAUGGUGGCGCCACAAGUCUUUAAAUAAACCUUAGAAUUGUCUA
Molecule: messenger RNA, 4046 nt
Organism: Puntigrus tetrazona (Sumatra barb)
Lineage: Eukaryota; Metazoa; Chordata; Actinopteri; Cypriniformes; Cyprinidae
Product: nuclear factor 7, brain
Exons: 6
Coding region: 1603-3006 (467 amino acids)
Molecular function (GO): protein binding; zinc ion binding
Source: RefSeq, a predicted model, not a curated record